CCUACAGAGGCAAGAAGAAGAAGACGAAGAAAGAAAAGCUCCCUCCUUGUUGAGAAAGAAAAUCUAAAGCUGUAAAUAGAUAGGGAAGUAGAAGUGGCGCUAGGACUACUGUUCUUUAGAAAGGUUCCGUUUUUGGCCUUUUGAUGUUCUUUGGAUGUCUAGUAAAGUUUCUAUCGCGGCAAGUCGAGUGAAUUCUAUAGGUCUGUUAGUGACGACAAAGUUCUGUUGUUGAGGGGCUCCUGUUAUCAAGACGAGAGCAGUAUUCGUAUUGAGGUCUGUCAUUCAGAGUAGUUCGGUUGAGAGGUGAUCGCCGAGUGUCGAGAUUGUAUUCGCGUGCUCCAGCUCCUGAUCUUAUUAGAUAUACUCUUCCAUCUGACCACCGCCAAAAUGCCUCAAGCCCUACCGACAUUUCCCGUGGGCGAUAAUAUCUAUAUUUUCUUAUGUUCACUUUCACUUAGCUUUGCUCUGUUACUGUAGUGUACUUUCGAACCUGUAUGAUAAUUGAACUUGAAACUAUUGUUCUGACAACUAAUUGUUCAAUCAAUGAAAACGACUACAUGAUGUACACCAUAUGAUUCAUCAUCCAUUUUAGCAUUUAUCAUCCACAGUGAACGAAUACGUAUCCAAAUCUGAACCCGAUUUUCCGCCUGAAUUUUAUUCCCAAAUCUAACAAUCUCUUUUAUUAGAGGUUUUCCGUUUUCGUUUUCAUCUUGCUGAGAAGUCGAAUAAAAGAACUCUUGCUCCUGAGUCGCAGACCCUUGCUCUUGUUCUCGGUUCGAUCUUUUGCUCUGCUCUAGGUCUUUUUGACUUCAUCAUCUCGGUUCCAACAUACUACAGCUAGUGGUCUCAACAACGACAACGAGAUAACAUCUGCUACUUCAACAUUUUACGAGUUGUGCAUCACCAACAAUUAGAGACAUCUUCUACAUCUUCGUACUUCGUUCUCUGUGAGAAUACGACGACUUCGCCCUUAGUCGUAGAGAGCUAAGCUGUGACGAGAAUCACAAUGUCCAAAUUCUUCAAGCUAUCCGUCGCUGGCUUUGCCGGUCUGGGAGUUGCACGCGAAACGACGUACUUGCGCAAUGUUAUGAAGAUCUAGACGUAAUAGCGUUGAUGAUCAUCGCGUCUUCUACUUCUACAACGCAGUCCUGCGAGGUUCUACUACUCAAUCUCAAGAAUCUUGAAACAAUAUAGAGAUUGCGUUUGAAGCGUCCUAGGUAAAGGCUGCAUACCUCAUUACUCUAUUUUUCAGAAGUGUGAACUUUAUGUAUCUUUAUCAUCCUGCUCUUUGCUGAGGCACGCACAGGCCCCGGCCGCCUUAGAUGAGAAGAUAGACCUCCAGGGCAGUUGGACGAGAAGCGGCUCCUAGAAUAGACGGGUCUUAAUGCUAAUAAACAUGGCCAUUAGAAUACUUUACCUAUAGUUAUACCAUCCCUUUUUGUUUUUUCGGUAUUUUCCUAGUAGCUAGAUUGGCUCCGCCACUAUUCUUAUCAGCCUCUUUGCCAAAGCUGAGUCUCUCACGUAGCGUGAAAAAGUCCAACGUCAUCAUCUGAAAAUUACUCAUGAAUAUUUAAUAUUUCGAGUUGCAGCGGGUUCUUGCUCGAGUUGCUGAAGUGAAGGGCUCCAACUCUGGAGCGAGUUGCCAGAGGGAGCCUGCCCCAUCGAAAUGGGGCGAAGUAGGGCGGCGCAGGCGCGUAAGUGCUUGCUCGGCAUGCGGGGCGCCGUCUUCGGGACCUCCUGCGCAAAAGAAGGCCGGGGAGGCGUUGCCCCCUCUCGUUUCGGAUCGAUAGCGGCACACCGCUCCCUACUCUAUGGCGGGGAGCAAGUGCCGCGCCCCCCCCUGUCGUUUGGUUGGGGGGUGUCAAGUUGGGUUUGGGUUUUCGUCCCGCUUCGUUGCGGGUGUCCGCCGGGGUGGGUUCGUUCGUAGCCGGCUUGCGGCAGAAGGAUGCCGCUGCGACAUGGGGGAAAGUGCGGCGGGGGCUGAUGUGUGGGCGGGUAGCGGUGGGCGCGGGUUCACGUUGGUAGGCAGCUGGGUGGGCCGGUGCGUACAUGCCACACCCCCAGGGCCCCCGCGUUGGACCCUUUGCGGGCAUUCGACUGCCCCCCUGCGUUGUCUGCUAUUGGCGGACGCCGCUCCUGCUGGCCCGCAGUGCUCUUGUUCUCUACUUCAGGGCGCAGCGAAAACACUAUUUGCAUGGGCAACUCGAGCAGCCCGAGAAUCUCGGCCUGAUAUGGGUGAAAAAGAGCCUAACUCUAACGUUUACACUUCUCCCUCGCGUUGUGCUUUUUUGGUUUUUUCCUAGUUAGGCUGGCUCCAUCACUAUAUUGACACUUCGUUCUCUCGUCACUCUCCCUCAUCAAACCUCGUCAAAAUGAUUUAUUUCUUCUAUCGCUUUCUUCUAAUACAAGGAACAAAAACAAAGGACAGGACAAGGAGAAAGCGAAGAAAAUGUUGAACUGCGCAACGAUGUUCGACAAGUUUGACUCCAACAACAGCCCUUACCACCUUAAGAAUCGCGAAACUUGAACUACAUGAUCUUCGCUUUAUAAUAUGUAGUUACAGUUAAUACUUUCUUGCUCCUUCACCUUAUUUGAUAUUCAGUUUUUCUUAUUCGCAUUAAUAUUUAUAGUAUCAGGACCCGCCAUUCUUGUCCUUAUGCAGCAGUAAGACCCAUAUUGAGAUUAAUAGCCUGGCUCAUGAUUAUUCCAAUGUUGCAUUCGAUCCUGCCGUUGCGUAUCAUGGCGCUUUCUAUCGAUGUAGUAGUGCACACAAAUCAUUGCAUAGGCUGCAUUCUCUUGGUUUAGUAGGACACACCAGGCAUAAUUGGCAGUUGCUCGUAGCUGCUAGGUGGUUCGAAUGCAGCAGGGUAGGAAAGCGGGAAUUGUAGAUCCAGGCAGCAACAAAAAAAGCUGCUACGUGGUUCGAUUGAGUGAAUGAGUGAGUUAAUAAAGUAGUACAUGACGCGGCUUUGUUGUGUAGUGAAGAAGAAUUUCUCGUGGUGAAAACAAACAAACAAGAACUUUUCGUCAUCUCCUGCUCUAAGAUACUUGCGGCCGCUGUUGGUGCUUCGAAAAGGCGAAUGGACAACACUGUUUUGGCCUACAACGCGGUCUGCGGCAGCGGCUCUGGGUUGAGUCAGGAGGUUUAUUUUUAUGGCUUCGUUUUGGUCUACUUGAGGAUAUUAGUAGGAUUUUUCGUAGAGUAGGUAGAGUAGUAAUAUAAUAAUGAUAAAUUCCCAAUCCUCCACUCACAUAAUUUUACGGCCUCGUCGGUCGUCCCAACGAGAAAGAUCCACAUGAGUACACAAGAAAAGAGGAAGAUCUUGUUGCUGUAGUAUGCACCCCGUACUAGAAGAAGUUGAUAAGAAUUUGAGACCCCAAAGUAGCAUAAUGCUGCGUGGUCUUCACGGCCUUGUUAGAGUGCUACUCACCAUAUUAAUGGCAUUCAUCACCAUGAUCCCCCCGUGAAGGUUUUUCAUAUCAUGAUUGGAAGCGUUCAAGAAUGAAUUAUUUUAGUUCUUUUUAAGAAGUUGAGAUGGAAUAGAAAAUGAUUUUUAUGUGUAACUACAACAACCUCUUGGUUCUAAGUCAGGUUUAAAAAUGACAAAGGAAAAAAAUCAAAAUUGGAGGACUGGAAGCAAAACACCUACGGACACUUAUGGCCGCCAUGAGUUUACAACAUGAUGACCUUGACCUUGGCCUAGUACUUCUAUCGUAAAUAUUUAUUCAAAUUCUAGGAGCACCAAUAAAACAUCUAUAUGACUUCUACUUUCCUGAAAUUACAAUUUUUAGUAGAAACGAACUACUUUCCUAAAAACAACAUCUUAUAUUUUUGAGCCUCUGCUCGCUCCUAGUGGUCGGACGCGGCAACAUAAGAGAGCUCCUGAUGAGGACUUUCAUUACUUAGAUGCAUCAUUAUCAUGAUCAUCAUCAUCAUCAUCGUCAUCCCUCCAUAGCAGUUGCCUACUUGUAUGAUCCUACUCAUUGCUGUAUGUUAUCAAAUAAACAUCUUUACUACUUGAGAACCAACAACCUUUCAAUUAUGAGCAAGAAGACCUGUGGUGAUCAUGAUGAUUAUGGUUGCUGCUACUUUGGGUCGUACUUGUAUGGUUAUCUUCAGUACUUCACUUGCUUUCCUUCUAAGACUGAUUGACGUCGAGAAGCCCAGCAAGGAAUCGUACAAAGUUCCGAUGGAAGUUAUGGCUAUAGACACUGUGAUUACAGAAUGAUGCUAAAUAUAUGAAUGCACCAGGAGUCGUGUGCGUGUCGUGCGUGUCGUGUGUCUGGUCAGUUCAUCUACACUUUCAAUUCAUCUUGAGGUCCUCCAGUAAGAAAUUGCAACCAUAAUUCAAGAGAAUGUCCUCUGGUCAGAAGUUUUCCAUCGCAUUUUUAGAACUAGAGACUCUAGUUCUAAACUCUCAAUAUUUGCCCAUCUACUUCUUGACCCCGAUCCUCCAGAGAAGUUGGAUUAGACUACAGUAGCUGUAGUCCAUUCAUCCUGCUCUUCCAGAGCUGGAUUAGAAGACUACAGUAGCUGUACUCCUACUCCAUCCUCUAUGUAUUUUUCUAACAAAAAUAUAGAUAACAAUAGAUUGGUUCUAGUAGAGGUUUACAAGCUCAAAUCGAACUAAAUCAUUUAUACCCCGCGAUUGGGUAGUACACCACUGCUCCGAUUACUACUAACUACUAAGAUUUUUUUGUUCCUCCAAUAAAGAAGUUUACAAGCUCAAUAACUACUAAGAACAAUCUAUCUUCUAUUCCUCUAUGAAACCAAAAUAUGUUAUCAUUAUCAUACUUUUCUACUUAAGAAACUUGAUAAUGAUAACAGAUUUUCUUUUCAUAUCCUCUAAUAAAGAAGUGGAGAAAGGCGAGUAUGACGCGACAAAGAAUUCCUUCUACCAGUGCUGCAAAAGUGGUUGCGUGGGCGGUUCUUCUUCCUCUUCUUGCCGUUAA
Messenger RNA from Amoebophrya sp. A25, 4953 nucleotides. Lineage: Eukaryota; Dinophyceae; Syndiniales; Amoebophryaceae. The record is from the annotation of a GenBank genome assembly.